This is a messenger RNA of Sinocyclocheilus grahami, 361 nucleotides long. RefSeq names its product chromodomain-helicase-DNA-binding protein 4-like. Gene Ontology annotation, biological process: chromatin remodeling. The annotation marks the transcript as partial. The record is from RefSeq and is a predicted model, not a curated record. Gene Ontology annotation, molecular function: chromatin binding; ATP-dependent chromatin remodeler activity; DNA binding. NCBI's taxonomy places the organism in Eukaryota, Metazoa, Chordata, Actinopteri, Cypriniformes, Cyprinidae. Gene Ontology annotation, cellular component: chromatin; NuRD complex; nucleus. The transcript is spliced from 2 exons.
CAAUAAGGAGGAAGACAGCAGUGUGAUCCACUAUGAUGACAAGGCGAUUGAUCGGUUGUUGGAUCGAAACCAAGAUGCAACCGAUGACACAGAGCUGCAGAGUAUGAAUGAAUACCUCAGCUCUUUUAAAGUGGCCCGGUAUGUGGUCAAAGAUGAGGAUGAGGAGGAGGAGGAUGUGGAUAGAGAGAUUAUUAAGCAGGAAGAGAGUGUAGAUCCUGAUUACUGGGAGAAACUGUUGCGCCAUCAUUAUGAGCAGCAGCAGGAAGAUCUUGCUCGUCACCUUGGCAAAGGCAAACGGCCUCGCAAACCUGUCAACUACAACGACUGCUCACAGGAGGACAGAGGUAGACGGGGUACAGAC